Danaus plexippus (monarch butterfly) is the source of this 1509-nucleotide messenger RNA. RefSeq names its product leptin receptor gene-related protein. The record is from RefSeq and is a predicted model, not a curated record. Lineage: Eukaryota; Metazoa; Arthropoda; Insecta; Lepidoptera; Nymphalidae. Gene Ontology annotation, cellular component: endosome. Bases 127 to 513 code for a protein of 128 amino acids. Gene Ontology annotation, biological process: late endosome to vacuole transport via multivesicular body sorting pathway. The transcript is spliced from 4 exons.
UGGGCUUUUUUUGGUCGUAUGAGUCAUAACGUGUUAUAUUUACAAACAGUAUUAUUUUAGUUUUUUUGAGUUUAACUAAUAAUUGUUAUCAAUAAUUGUUCUUAUUUUACAUGUACUCCUCAUGGAAUGCUUACAGGUUUGGUGUCCCUGGCCUUUGCUGGGUCUAUUGGAAUGACAUUUGUCAUACUAGCCUGUGCCUUACCACAGUAUAAGUAUUGGUGGCCGUUCUUUGUGGUUCUUUUCUAUGUGCUAUGUCCCAUACCAACAAUGAUUGCAAGACGUCACACCGACAGCGCCGGUGGUACAAAUUCACCAUGUAUGGAAACAGCUAUUUUUAUAACCAUGGGGAUCCUUGUCAGUUCAUUUGCCCUGCCGAUAGUGCUGGCUAGAACUGGCGCGAUCAUGUGGGGUGCUUGUUACCUGACCUUGGCCGGGAAUGUUAUUGUUUAUUUGACUAUUUUAGGUUUCUUCACAAUCUUUGAUAUGGAUGAUUCGGACUAUGCGAUGUGGUGAGAGAUCUAAAUAUUGUCUGUGACAAUAAUGAGAACGAUCUAUGUAUAAGUAAUGUUGUGGUUAUGUCCACCCGUACGUAAUUAAGUCUGAUAUAUUGAUACUGAUAUUUUUUAUUGAAAUUAUUGUGUUUUGAUUAUAUGAACGGUUUAUGUUUUGCUUUCAUUGUUCCGAGUCGGAUAUGUAGACUGGCAUCAUAUAUGUAAUCUUUAAAUAGUUAAAUUAUGUCGUCUUUAUUUAAGUCUAUACUAACUCACUGGCUGGUUUUAGAAUACUUAAUUAAGUGUAAAAGAAAUAUAAAGGUAUAUUUGUAUUUUUUUACAUGUGUAGAUGGUUCAUUCUAUUAACAUAAAUAAUAUAUUAAUUUAUAACUACAAUACUGUUUUCAUCUUACUAUAGCUAAGUACAUAUUCAAAUGCAAAACAAUAAUUAUCUCAAUUAAUAAUCAUUAUUUAAAAUUUAUAUUAGAAAAAUUAUAGCAUAUGUUCAUUAUUCCUUUUUGAACUGGUAAAAAUACAUAAAAGCAUUGUUUUUUUUAAAGAUGACAAUAUUUUCAAUACAAUGCAUGUAUGUCCCGUCGCUGAUGUAUAAGAUUUGUGUGUACUUUCUCAUAUAGAUCACAUGAAAGUAGGAUCAUUUAAACAAUAUGUUUUUGCCAUCCUUAUAUAUUUGAUUGAAUUCCAAUUUCAAAAUUGCGACAAAUAAAGCGUGCUUUUCACACACUUACUGAAAUUUUUGUUAUUUUUUAAUUAUAGAAAUGUUGACUGCUGAAAUGUUUAUUUGUAACUUUCAUCCACGUGAAAGUACAAAAAUUAUGCUAUUAUUUUGAAAGUAUAUGAUUAAAAUUUGGAUAAAUAUAUUUUUUUUGUCACUGAAAAUAGUAAAAUUUGACACCAAUAUUGCUAACAUGGUACAUAGUUACAUUCCUGCGAUGUAUAGUGUAAAUAAUAUGUUAAAUUUAGUAAUACCGGUCACAAUAAAAUGUCACUACCUGCUUUA